Pipra filicauda (Wire-tailed manakin) is the source of this 2071-nucleotide messenger RNA. RefSeq names its product synapse associated protein 1 (gene SYAP1). Bases 121 to 1188 code for a protein of 355 amino acids. Gene Ontology annotation, cellular component: cytoplasm; synapse. The record is from RefSeq and is a predicted model, not a curated record. The transcript has 9 exons. Lineage: Eukaryota; Metazoa; Chordata; Aves; Passeriformes; Pipridae.
UUUCCCCGCUCCCGCUCCCGGCGGAAGUGGCGCACGCGGAAGAAGCGCGGAGCGGCCGCCCCGGUUUCCGCAGAGCAGCGCCGGGACCCCCCCCGAGCGCGACCGCCACCGCACCCAGAGAUGUUGCGCGGCCUGGGCAGCUGGCUAGGGCUGGAGCGGGCCGGGGAGGAGCAGCUGCUGCCCGCCGGGAAGACGAGCAGUCCUGAGGAAGAGGAGGAGGAGGCGGGUUCGGCCGCGCAGGAGCAGGAGCAGGGGGAGCUGCAGGAGGACUCGGAGGCGCUGCUCAGCCAGGCCAAGGGGCUCGGCAGUUACCUCUUCAAUUUUGCCACUGCUGCUACAAAAAAGAUAUCCGAAUCCGUUGCCGAAACAGCACAGACAAUAAAGAAGUCUGUAGAAGAAGGAAAAAUUGACAGUAUCAUUGAUAAGACAAUUAUUGGAGAUUUUCAGAAGGAACAGAAAAAAUUUGUCCAAGAGCAGCAAACCAAAAAAUCAGAAGCCGCAGUGCCUCCCUGGGUAGACAGCAAUGAAGAAGAAACAAUUCAACAACAAAUAUUGGCCUUAUCAGCAGACAAACGGAACUUUCUGCGGGAUCCCCCAGCAGGUGUGCAGUUUAAUUUUGACUUUGAUCAAAUGUACCCUGUUGCACUGGUGAUGUUACAAGAAGAUGAACUUCUCAAUAGGAUGAGGUUUGAUCUCGUUCCCAAACACGUAAAGGAGGAGGUGUUUUGGAGAAAUUAUUUCUACAGGGUGUCCUUAAUUAAACAGUCUGCACAACUCACUGCACUUGCAGCUCAACAGCAAGCAGUAGGAAAAGAAGAGAGCAAAGGCAGAGAAGAGGAUAGUGAACUGAAAGAAACAGUACGACCGAAAACACCACCUGUUACAAUAAAGCCUCAAAUAAAAUCUCAAGAGGAUGAGGAAGAGAUUUCCACAAGUCCAGGAGUAUCAGAAUUUGUGAGUGAUGCUUUUGAUACCUGUAAUCUGAAUCAAGAAGACCUAAGAAAAGAAAUGGAACAACUAGUGCUAGACAAAAAGAAAGAAGAGACUUCAGUAGUAGAAGAAGAAACUGCUGAUUGGGAAAAGGAAUUACAACAAGAGCUUCAGGAGUAUGAGGUGGUGACAGAAUCGGAAAAGCGUGAUGAAAACUGGGAUAAAGAAAUAGAAGAAAUGCUGCAAGAAGAAAAUUAAACAUUUUCACAAAAUUACUAUAACCCAAAGCUUUUUCUGAAGACUGACAUGGAUUUCUGCUUUCAUAUUUUGCUUACAGAAAUAUCUUCAAAAGACAUAAAAGAAUCUAAAAUCAUUAUAAUUCCAUAUGGGAAUACAACUAGUAUUUCUGUUCUUUAUAUGAGCAGUUUCUGAACUUCUAUAUUCUUCAAAAGAAAAAAAGAGGAGGCAGACACUGCAAGUUAUAUGCCAUAAUUAAAAGUGAUAACAUUAAUACAUGAAGCAACAGUUCAUGUUUUUAGAUGGUCAAGAAGCUCUUCAAAGAGAUUUCUAAAUAUAAGAAUCAAAUUUUUUUUUUGUCUACAGCCUUCUGUUUAGGAUGUAAAAAUGGGUGUUGUAAGUAACUUAGUCCUUGAAAACAAUUCUCUCUUGACAUUUGCACUCUGGUCCCUGUAUAAUCUGUAAAUGUGUACUAUUUUUGAGGUACUUGUAGCUGGUAGCUUUCAUGUGUAUUUAACUUCCUUAAUGUAUGUAGCCAAUCAAUUUGUAGAAAACUCUAUUGAAUAACUUUCAAUGAUUUGUUAAAAAAUACUAAUGCAGACUCCAAAAGAAACUGAUUAUUUUUCAGUCAGGUGGCAAACAUUUAAGCAUUUAAAUAAGGAUAGAAUUAUUAACAGCUUGAAUUAAAUUUGUUUUUGUUAAAUCAUCAUAUUAAGAUAUUGCCUUUCCCCACAGAGAGAAAUAGUUUAAUGCAUUCUCUCUGCAGAAGGCUGUUAUGUUUCCAUUUAAUUUUGCUGUCUGAGCUGAGAGCAAAUUAAAUGUUCCUCUUUAAGUGCUGAAACAUUUAUGUAAAAACUUUUGCUGGUUUGGACACCUUUAUUAAAUACUGUAGAUAUGUAUAAAA